Nycticebus coucang (slow loris) is the source of this 780-nucleotide messenger RNA. RefSeq names its product transmembrane protein 223 (gene TMEM223). Gene Ontology annotation, cellular component: mitochondrion. Gene Ontology annotation, biological process: nervous system development. Lineage: Eukaryota; Metazoa; Chordata; Mammalia; Primates; Lorisidae. The transcript is spliced from 2 exons. The coding region runs from base 21 to 629 and encodes 202 amino acids. The record is from RefSeq and is a predicted model, not a curated record.
GAAGCGGGCUGGUGAGGGACAUGGCGGUACCGUGGCGGCUCCGACAUCUAUCGCUGCCGGUCGCUCUGCAGCCUCUGCGCGCGUGCCGGCUCCUGCACGACGCUGCCCCGCUACAGGACGUGCUGCUUUUCGAGCAUGAACGGGGCCGCUUCUUCGCCUUCCUCGGGCUUUUCUGCGCGGGCCAGGGAGUCUUCUGGGCCUCCCUGGCCGUGGCAGCUUUAUCCCGGCCCUCGGUCCCUGUGCAGUAUCAGGACGUGGAGGCCCCAGACCGUGGCCACUUCGACCUGCGCUCCGCGGUCUGGCGCUACGGGCUGGCAGUCGGUUGUGGCACUAUCGGAGCCUUGGUUCUUGGUGCAGGUUUUAUCUUCUCCCUCCGGUCUGUGCGCUCAGUGAUGCUUCGAGCUGGAGGACAGCAAGUGACCCUCACCACUCAUGCCCCCUUUGGCUUGGGGGCCCAUUUCACUGUUCCCUUGAACCAGGUGUCCUGCAUGGCUCACCGUGGUGAAGUGCCUGCCAUGUUGCCUCUGAAGGUGAAAGGGCGGCGCUUCUAUUUUCUCUUGGACAAAUCUGGACACUUCCCCAACACAAAACUUUUUGACAAUACCGUGGGUGCCUACCGCAGCUUGUGAAGAAACCACCUCAGGUCAAUCACCCCAGAGGGGGGCAAAAACCAAACCUUAGAGAUGGAGUGACAGCCAGGCUUGCAAAAGGGGGCCCAAGACUAACAACAAAUAAAAGAGCAGUCAUCCCAAGAGCUGGUGCCUGACAGUGUAUCUAAGA